CGGUUUUUGUGCUAGGCCCUCAUUGGGCUUGUUGGGGGGGGGGGUCUUGUUCUGCAACGGGCAUGGGAUGGCGGGAAUUUGGGAUUGGGAUGGCAGGAUUGCCGUGUUUUGCUUUUGUUUUGCUUUUUGGCCUGCUCGUCCUUUGAUUUCACGUGUUUCAUUUGUUCAGCAUGCUUUCCCUGGCCUUGCCGUGCCUGCCAGCCAAUCAAUAGCCCAAGCCAGAAGCUGCUUCUUUCCAAUUGGCACGGCGCUUAUAUGUUCAUGCGCAAUUUCCCAAUCAAACUCUAUUUUGCAGCGUGUGCGAACUAAGGCGGCAGGCAGCAAAGCUACUGCUGCGUCUAGGCCUAGCAGCGUCGCUCGAGCCCUUUUGGAGAAAGAGCCAGAGUUGCACUGCGUUGUUUUUGCAUUGAUGCGGCAAGAGAGGCCGACAGGUAGAUGCAAGUGCGUGCGCAUGAAUAUUGGGGGUGGAGGUGGAGGAAGAGAAGAAGGAGGAGGAGCAAACAAACAAACAAACCAGAAAAGAAAAAAAAAAUCAUAGACAAGGGUGUCGGGUGCUUUGAGAUGGCUAGCCCGUUUUAAUUCCCAUCCCGCUAGAUGGGCGGGAUACUGGGGAAAAACCCGCUUUAGCACCGGCAUCCCGCCUUGCCCAUUGGUUUUGCCCAGCAAGGG
Molecule: messenger RNA, 669 nt
Organism: Trichoderma asperellum CBS 433.97
Lineage: Eukaryota; Fungi; Ascomycota; Sordariomycetes; Hypocreales; Hypocreaceae
Source: RefSeq, a predicted model, not a curated record